This is a messenger RNA of Monopterus albus (swamp eel), 3932 nucleotides long. RefSeq names its product ADAM metallopeptidase domain 15 (gene adam15). Bases 448 to 3351 code for a protein of 967 amino acids. The record is from RefSeq and is a predicted model, not a curated record. Gene Ontology annotation, biological process: proteolysis; integrin-mediated signaling pathway; innate immune response. The transcript has 25 exons. Lineage: Eukaryota; Metazoa; Chordata; Actinopteri; Synbranchiformes; Synbranchidae. Gene Ontology annotation, molecular function: metalloendopeptidase activity; integrin binding.
GGUUUGUCUCGCUAGUUCCGGUUAGCUUCACUUAGCUACAUGACGUGUAUGCAAGCUCCAAGUAUAAACACGGGCGGUCCAGCAUCCUCCAGUAAUGAGCUGCUUUUAGGCUUGUCAGAGCGGAUAAGCCGAACGGUUUUGGUGUCCAAACAAGCACAACCGGCAUGAACCAACUGAGUCCGCCCAGUGUUGACGGGAGUUUUUGGCGAUAGAAACUGUUUUCGCUGAAGCUGCGCAGAUAACAGUCAUGACUGGAGGACGACUGGGCGGGUUGCUCGCUACGUUCACGCUGGAUUAGCAGUCACAUCUCCGCCUGUGGUCCGUUACAUCAGCAGUUCCAACCCGUUUCUUUCAGUGUAUGUUACCGGGGAAAGUAGUACAACGAAGUUUCGGUGGAGCCUCCCCCGGUGCUCCGACACGAUGAGGUAACGGGACGGGGUUACCUAUAUGAGACAGCAGCAACCUGUUGCCGGUGACGUAGAGAGGAUGAGCGGAGCCGUCGUAACAUUACUGCUGCUGCUCAGCUACCGUGCUGCCUUUACUGUCUCCAGGUCCUUGAACGCACCGCAGGACGCAGGGGUUCUUCCUCAGCAAGGACAGACUGACGGUACCGACAGUGUGACCGUGACAGGUGUGGACAGAUGGCGCCGCCCCCUGCUGGGGAGAACGCGUCCCUUCAUCCUUAUGGGUGGACAGAGCCGAAGCCUGGCUGAAGCACUACAGGACGGUCACCCUGACAGGCUGCAGUGUGGACUUGAGGUAGGAGGGCAGCUCUUCCUGCUGGACCUGGAGAAGAACCAUCACCUGCUGCCCAAACCGCCCAACGUCUUCUACUACCUGCCCAACGGUACUGGAGUGUCUGUGAUAGCCGAUCCUGUGACUCACUGUUAUUAUCACGGCAGCGUCCGAGGGUUCCCCCAGUCCAGAGUGGCCCUGAGCACCUGCUCCGGACUCCGCGGUGUCAUCACCAUCAACUCUACUCUGAGCUUUGAGCUGCAGCCACAGGAUGACCACCAAUGGCAGGUGGAGGAGGAUGCGGAAGAAGGGGAGAGUGGAGGGGAAGGCAGCAGAGGAGGAGGUGGUGAUGGAGGAGUCAUCCACCUGCUGUUCUCUGCUAGCCCUCUGGAGGGCGACAGUGUUGGAGUCUGCGGGGUCUCUCACGCUACCGUCCCUCCAAUCCACACCUCCAUACGCUCACACAGGAGGAAACGCGACAUCCUGUCUGAGACCAAGUACAUCGAACUGGUGCUGGUGGCCGAUCAUCAGGAGUUUCUCAACUACCAGAAGAACAACAAGACCAUCACCUACCGCAUGCUGGAUGUGGCCAACCAGGUGGACUGGUUCUACCGUCCUCUGAAUGUCCGCGUGGCCUUGAGUGGUGUGGAGAUCUGGAGUGACCGUGAUAAGAUCCGGGUGGAGAAAAGUUCGACUGUCACCCUCAACAACUUCCUGGAGUGGAGAACCCGAGAGCUGCUGCCUCGGCUUCACCACGACAACGCCCAGCUCAUCAUGGGCGGGUCUUUUGAUGGCACCACAGUGGGGAUGGCGUCUCAGUCAUCCAUGUGCUCCAGAGACAGGUCGGGUGGGGUCAACGUGGAUCACCUGGUCAGUGUCCUGGGUGUGGCCUCCACUGUCGCCCAUGAGCUUGGUCAUAACCUGGGAAUGAGCCACGACACCACUGAGCGCCACUGCUCCUGUCAGAACGAACCGCGGCUCGGAGGAUGCAUCAUGGAGCCUUCAACUGGGUUCAUGCCGGGUCAGCUGUUCAGCAGCUGCAGCACUGCAGAUCUAUCUGUCAGUCUGCUGCACGGAGGCGGCAUGUGUCUGUUUAAUGUGCCGCAGCCGGAGAACCUGCUGGGAAAGCCGCGCUGUGGAAACCUGUAUGUAGAGAAGGGCGAGGAGUGCGACUGUGGCUUGCUGCAGGAAUGUGAGGACCCCUGCUGUAACGCCUCCACCUGUCGACUGGUUCCUGGAGCUCAGUGCUCGUCUGACGGCAUCUGCUGCCAGGACUGCAAACUGCAGGCAUCAGGUUCAGUGUGUCGUGAGCCGCUUGGAGAAUGCGACCUCCCAGAGUUCUGCACCGGCUCCUCUCCCUACUGCCCCCCCAAUGUCUUCCUGCAGAAUGGAGAGCCCUGCGAGGAUGGUGCCUCCUACUGCUACGGAGGAGUCUGCGCUAGCAUGCACACCCAGUGCAAGGCACUGUGGGGACCCAAUGCCACAAGUGCACCGGCUGUAUGCUUCUCAUCAGUCAACAAACAAGGAAACAAAUAUGGAAACUGUGGUCAGCUGAGCAACGGCUCCUACAUUGCCUGUGGAAGCGGCGACGUUCACUGCGGCAGGAUCCAGUGUCAGGGCGGGAGGAAGCGCCUCCUGCUGGACACCAAUGCAGAGAUCCAUACCACCACUGUCCGCUUCAACCACAGCGACCUGGUCUGCAGAGGAACCUUCUUCCACCUGGGAGACGUUGUGUGGGACCCCGCCAUUGUAGCCCAGGGCACCGCCUGCGGCCCCGGCAAGGCCUGUUUGAACCAGAAGUGCCAGGAUGUGUCUGUGUUUGGAGUGGACAAGUGUCGCGGGACAUGCAACGGCCACGGCGUGUGUAACAGUAAUAAGAACUGUCACUGUGAUGUGGGCUGGGCUCCGCCUGACUGCAGAUAUGCUGGUCAUGGAGGCAGCGUGGACAGCGGCCCGGCCAGAGCUGCUCGAGAGUCUGACCCAGUCCGAAUCGCCCUGCUCAUCAUCUUCCUCUUCAUCCUGCCCAUGCUCCUCCUCUUCCUCGCCCUUCGCUUCCCUCGUUUCCGUCGGAGCCUCCUCUGUCUGGGACCAAACAGCCCGUUUCACAAAGCUCGACAACACAACCGCACUCCGGCGAUGGAGCGAGUGGACGGCAGGAACGGGGAGCAGGUCCGACCUCUCAGGUACCACCUGAACCCUCAGAUGGACAUCCCGCUGACACCGCCUCACAAAGAGGUUCAUGACAGACCUGCUCCUCCCACUAAGCCACUCCCCCCUGACCCCGCCCUAAAUCCCCCGCCACAGCGACCAGCCCCCCCCAACAAGCCUCUGCCCCCUGACCCCCCUGACCAGCAGCUGGUGAGUCGACCAGCUCCACCUAGCAAGCCACUCCCCCCCGACCCGGUCACACCUGCACAGGCUCCUGUCGAGCUCCGACCUGUGGUGUCCAGAAAACCUCACCCUCUGGUCCCGCCAUCCCAGCCCCAGUUCCCCCCUCACCCUGGCUACACCCCGAACACCAAACCACCACAGCACAGAGCCGCUGCCAACAGACGACCUCCGGCCCGCCCGGUUCGACCCACAGUUCCUCAGAAAGUCAGCUCAUCCGAGCUUUAACCUCGGACUGAUCUGAGAAGCUGUACCUGAAGAGGCCGCUGUUUCUUCUGCGUGAUGAAGAUGAUGAUGACAACGGCCAUGUUAUCCAGCUGCACCCGCCCAUUGGAUUUAUCUCUGAGUCCUUCAUGAGCUCACAGAAAGUGACUGAACGCUCAGUGCCUUGCUCAGCAGCACCUUGGCAGACACACUCUGGACACUCAGGAAUCAAACCCGCAACCGCUAACUGAUGAUUUGUCCUAUUGUAGCGCCCUCCGGAGGCAGCAGGAGUUUCAGUGCCUUCUCAUUGUCUUUGGAUGAUUAAUUGUUUAUCCAUCUACUGAUCAGACCUGUGAUCAAUGUAAAGAGUACGUGGUUACCAAACUGUGGCCCAAGGCCCUCUGAAGGACUUAAGGAAGUUCCUGGAAAAAAAAAAUCUGACAGAAUGUAAAAGGUUUUUAUUCAGAAGAACAUUUACAUCUUCUUAAAAGGAAUAAACCUUCAUCAGAGGGGUCAUGACUCGGCUUCUGUCUGACAGGACUGAAUCACCAUCGCUUUGGACUAACUGUUCAUAAGACGGUGUAAAAUCUGGUACCAAGCCUUUU